Molecule: messenger RNA, 1137 nt
Organism: Coniophora puteana RWD-64-598 SS2
Lineage: Eukaryota; Fungi; Basidiomycota; Agaricomycetes; Boletales; Coniophoraceae
Product: S-adenosyl-L-methionine-dependent methyltransferase
Exons: 5
Coding region: 1-1137 (378 amino acids)
Biological process (GO): polyamine biosynthetic process
Source: RefSeq, a predicted model, not a curated record
AUGUUCUCUUACCCACAUCUCCAAUCGCCCACCCUCUAUCCUCUCUCGCAGCCUUGGCAGAGCGACAAAUACCCGCUAACAAUCCUCUCCUCCGUGCAAUCAACUACUGGCGUUGUAGUCGUUGGCGACAUCCUACCGGCUGCAGAAGGCAGCACGCACUCUCUCCGCUACCUGCGGGCAUCCCAUUCGCUCAUAGGUGGUGUCUGGUUGGACGACAAGGUCGUAACCCUCGACGGCGCUGCAUCGCUUGCUGUAGAUAAAUCAGGGACUCCUCUUGGAGAUCCAAUUUAUAGCGCUUUUGUUCUUCAAGAGGCGGCGCGCCUGGUAUCUAGUACCCCUCAAGGAAAGAGCGGAGAUCUCAGUGGUUUGGGUGCUGGUACUUCUGCCUCAGCUCUCGUUCAACACGGCAUAUCAACAACGAUAGUUGAGAUUGAUCCUGCGGUAUAUGAUGCUGCUCGUCAAUACUUUGGUCUCCCGGAACUUGCCAAAGGUCACGUAUUCUUAGAGGACGCCCGUAACUGGGCUCAGGAGAGACGUCGCCUUGCGAUGCCUGACCCUGCAACUGAAGUCGCUCCGGUGGAGGUGGACAUCUUCGACAUUAUCAUUCAUGACUGUUUCUCCGGCGGCAGUGUGCCUGAACACCUUUACUCGCUGCAGUUCUGGGAAGACCUGAAAGUUUCCCUUGACCCUGAAGGCGUCGUCGCCGUCAACUUUGCGGGUUCACUGGCCUCUGAUGCUUCGAAGGGAGUAGCGACUACCCUUAUGAAGGCAUUCGGACAAUGUCGAGCGUUCCAUGACUCUCUCACACUGCCACUUACACAGGAGCAAUAUGAAUCAGAGUUCAUGAACAUAGUGUUUUUCUGCUCGCCAUCUGCUCGCCCCCUGGAAUUCAGACUGGCCCGCAACGAUGAUUACUUGAACUCACACCUUCGCGCGCGGAUCUUAUCAACGCUUGCGAUGAGGGAAGUGAGCAUGGACGAAAUCCGUGGCUCGGAGGUUUGGACUGAAGAGCAAGAGCAACAAUACUUAAUCACUGACUUUGCUAACAAACUGGGCGAUUGGCAACAGGGAGGGGCGUUCGACCACUGGAAACUCAUGCGUGAAGUCUUACCCGACGCUGUAUGGGAAGCGUACUGA